CUGGGCGGAGAGCGAGGCGCGGGAGCGGGGAGCGCGCCGCCAGCGUCGCUGCCGCUGGACUAGGGCGGGUGUGCGAGCCCGGCGCGCCGCGCGCAGAGGAUGCGAGCGGCAGGGAGCCGCCGCGCCGCCGCGCCCGGAGAACGCGAACGCGGGUGACCUCAGCCGGAGGAGAGCCGGGAGACGGAGGCCGCGAGCCCCGCGGGGAUCCUCGAGGCCGGGGUGCGGGGGACGGCGGCGGCGCGGGAGUGCGAGGCGCACACCGGGCGGGGCUGGCGGACAGUGAUGAGCGGGCGUGCGGGGAGGCUGCACGCCGCCGCCGCCCGGAGCAUCCGCCGCCUGAGCUGCUGCUCGCGGCCUGGGUCCCGGCCAUGGAGACGCUGAAUGGCCCUGCGGCCGGCGGCGCCCCGGAUGCGAAGCCGCAGCCGCCCGGCCAGCACCACCGCCACCACUAUCUCCACCCGCUGGCCGAGCGAAGGCGGCUGCACCGCGCGCCCUCGCCCGCCAGGCCAUUUCUCAAGGACCUGCACGGCCGGCCCGCGGCCCCCGGCCCGGCCGCCCCUUCCUCGGGCCGAGCCCCGGCGCCCGCCGCUCCGCGCUCGCCCAGCCUCGCGGGCAAGGCGCCGCCCUCGCCGGGGCCCCCGGCCGCGCCCGGCCGCGUCUCCCGGCGCAGCGGCGGCGCCCCCGGCGACAAGCCGCCGCCGGGCGCCGGGGCCAGAGCAGCGGGCGGCGCCAAGGCCGCUCCGGGCCCCAGGAAGGCGGCGCGCGCGGCGCCCGCCGAGCCGCUGCCCCGGGUCGGGAAGCCGCCGCUCGGGGCCGAGCCGCUGCCCGCCGCUGCCAAGGGCCGCAAAGCCAAACGCGGCUCCGGUGUGGUCCCCGCCCGCGCCUCCGGUCCCCGGGUUCCCAUCGUCCCGGUCCCCGCCGUGAUCCUCGCCGUGACCCCCGCGGCCGGCUCCCCGGCCCCCGGCUCCAGCGCCUGA
Molecule: messenger RNA, 977 nt
Organism: Aethalodelphis obliquidens (Pacific white-sided dolphin)
Lineage: Eukaryota; Metazoa; Chordata; Mammalia; Artiodactyla; Delphinidae
Product: microtubule cross-linking factor 1-like
Exons: 3
Coding region: 369-977 (202 amino acids)
Biological process (GO): establishment or maintenance of epithelial cell apical/basal polarity; microtubule bundle formation
Cellular component (GO): spindle pole; midbody; lateral plasma membrane
Molecular function (GO): microtubule binding
Source: RefSeq, a predicted model, not a curated record